AGUUUCACGGUAGGAAUUGACUAAAUAAUGCAAAAUUAUUUGAUUUACAAUAUUUUUUUUCUCAAUAAGUACGUGUUUCCGCAUAUUGAAACUUUGUGUGUGUGCUUAUAAAAAUGUAAUCUUUCUGUAAAAAUACGUAUCAACACCAAACUCGACUGACGUCAAUGGAAAGUCGUACCAAAACUAUUAUUUUAAAAAUUAAUUAUUUAUCAUUUUGAAGAAUGGAGGUCAAGUCUGAAUGUGAAUGAUAAACAAUUCCCUAUGUUUUUAUUUCAGAUGAUACAGUUCAAAUAAAAGGUGCAUCACUUAGUGUGAUAUUUGAUCCGCCACACCUUAUAAAAGGUAUAAGGAAUAACUUUUCAACAAAACACAUAAUAACCGAUGUCAAGGUAUCCAAAUGGCAAGAUAUUGUUGUGUACUAAACAGACUGCAAGCAUAUGCAAUCUCGCUUGUUACACAAACUAAAUGAUGAGGAUGUGAUUCCCAAGAAAGUAAAAAAAUGAAGGUUAAGAAUUGUGUCCGGGUUUUUAGUAAAACUAUGGCAGCAGCUUUAUCAUAUACUGCUGAAUUCUCUCACUACACCGAUGGCAGACCCGUUAGCAAAACUUUAAAAAACACUUCGAAAACUGUAUCAUUUCUGGAUGAUUUAUUCGAUAGUGUAAAUGGCUCUUCUCUUGACCACAAGAAAUGUGGUGGAAAACCUUUAAGGAAGGCUGUUACUGAAAACUCAGAGCAUCACAAGUUUUGGAGGGAUGCAAAGAAAAAAAUUGAUAAUAUUAAAUUUAUUGACAAGCGAAAUGAAAAGUCCGUGCCUACACUAAAAAAUUGGCUGACAACAAUUAAAAGUUAUGAAAGAGUGUGGCAAGUUUUACAUAAAAAAAAAUAAAAAUCAUGCGGCCUCUAUAUUUUAAUUCUGAUCCAAUUGAAAACUUUUUUGGGCGAGUAAGGUCGUAUAAUUUUCGUAACAAUGAUCCAACCUGCCAUACUUUCGUUAGUACUUUUAAAUCAUUAUUAAUUACAGGCCUAAUUAAAUUUCAUUCAGAAACCUAUAAUUGCGAAGAUGAGACUUGCUAUCAGUUGAUAAAAGUGCAGUCUUUAUUUAGAAAGAGUUCUGAAGGGAUAAACUGUAACACAUCAAAUAUCAGACAGGAUGUUGAAUGUACUGAAGAGAACCUUUUCAUUGAAAAUAUUCAAGUGCAGGCAGCAAGAGAGCGAUUAAAUGUUCACUCAACAGCAUAUACCACUGGAUGGGUUAUUAAAAAAAUACUUUGCAGAAUAAAUUGCCAAGAAUGUGAGACCAGUUUAUGUACUAAAGUAGAUGGUGAUGUACAUAAAUGGAUCUCACAAAGAGAAUAUAAUGCAAUUAAGCAAAGAAAGCUGACCUAUCCCUCGGAAUAUGCUGUAAGGCAUUUUAAUUCAAUAAUAAAAGAAACAAAUAGAUACUUGGAAUAUUGUGCUCACCACGAAAAUGUAAGCCAAGAAAUUAAAAAACUUAUAAAAACCAAGUAUCUAUUUGAAUACAAUAAUUGUAAAAGCCAUAAAGAUAUUGUACUUGAAUAUUUUCUAAUGCUUUCUAUUAAACUGUGCAUUUUCAACUGGUGCAACAUAAUUAAUAGGAUUCUCAAAGGCACGGACAUAGAGUCGAAAAGCGUACAUUACCACCAAUGCAAAGAAAAGCACUAAACAAGUUUAAAAAAAAGUUGAAAAAUAAAUCAUAUUAU
This is a messenger RNA of Parnassius mnemosyne (clouded apollo), 1721 nucleotides long. The record is from the annotation of a GenBank genome assembly. Lineage: Eukaryota; Metazoa; Arthropoda; Insecta; Lepidoptera; Papilionidae.